Halteromyces radiatus is the source of this 852-nucleotide messenger RNA. Its product is annotated as GPR1/FUN34/yaaH family-domain-containing protein. Gene Ontology annotation, molecular function: acetate transmembrane transporter activity. The record is from RefSeq and is a predicted model, not a curated record. NCBI's taxonomy places the organism in Eukaryota, Fungi, Mucoromycota, Mucoromycetes, Mucorales, Cunninghamellaceae. Gene Ontology annotation, cellular component: plasma membrane. Bases 1 to 852 code for a protein of 283 amino acids. The transcript has 2 exons.
AUGUCUAAUACUCCUACUGGUUCAGAUGAACGUUUUGCUAUCCGUCAAGUGACUAGUGAAAAUACUUUAUUAGGCUUCGAUCGAAAGAAUCGACGUCGAGAGAGUGUUACAAGCAAUGAUCAUUUAGAUCCUGAUUUUUAUUUAAAUCGACCUCAUUAUGCUGAUGAAGAAAAGGCUCAUGGUUUUACUUCUCCUAUGUUAUCACCUCAACCAUUACCUUUAUCUUAUUCCAUGGAUACUCGUAUGGUACAAAAACCUAUUGUUGGUAACUUUGGUGUUCUUGCAUUAUGGUCUUUUGCCACGGUCACUGCCUUAUUGGGUACAUAUGAUUUAUUCCUUCCAACUACACCUAAUCAUGUCCUUCUACCUACAGCUGUGAUGUUUGGUGGACUUGCGCAAGUAAUCAGUGGUUUCUUUGUACUUGCUAGUGGUAAUACAUUCGGUGGUAUUCUCUUUGUGUCUUAUGGUACCUUUUGGACAGGAUCAGGCUUGAUGAUGAUCCCUGCCAUUGCCUCUACAAUGGAAGUCCUCACUAAAGAUCAAGCUGAUAUUGGUAAUGGUAUCUAUCAUUUCGUCUGGGCAUUUUAUACCCUCAUCAAUAUCUCAGUGUCCUUGCGUAUCAAAGGCGGCAACUUUAUGUCUACUUGGAAUUUGGUGUUUGUGUUCCUUACUCUCUUUUUGACUGGCAUCCAAUGUGUCACUGGUAAUCUCAUUCCUUUACGUAUCGCUGGUGUCACCGCCUACUUGGCCGCCCUUGGUGCUUGGUAUACCGGUGUUGCUGAACUUUUUGAAGAACAGGGUGAAACAUUUUGGUUGGGCAAGUAUCAUCAUCGUGCUAUGAAGCACAAGUAA